Messenger RNA from Microtus oregoni (creeping vole), 1596 nucleotides. RefSeq names its product zinc finger protein 431-like. Lineage: Eukaryota; Metazoa; Chordata; Mammalia; Rodentia; Cricetidae. Bases 1 to 1596 code for a protein of 531 amino acids. Gene Ontology annotation, biological process: regulation of DNA-templated transcription. The record is from RefSeq and is a predicted model, not a curated record. The transcript is spliced from 3 exons.
AUGUAUGGAAUAUUUCAGAAUGCAGUGACCUAUGGUGAUGUACAUAUCGACUUCACUUGGGAAGAAUGGAAUUUGCUGGAUCCUACCCAGAGGAGUCUCUACAAAGAUGUGAUGUUGGAAACCUACAGAAACCUCACUAGUAUAGGAUACAAUUGGGAAGACCAUAAUAUUGAAGAACAUUGUCAAAGUUCUAGAAGACAUGAAAGGCAUGAAAAAAGUCAAACUAGAGAGAAAGCUUCUGUAUAUACUCAAUGUGUUAAAGCCUUCACAUGUGACAGUCAUCUACACAGGCUUGAAAGAACACAUACUAGAUUGAAACCCUAUGAACAUAACGAAUGUGGUAAAGCCUUUUUACAUCACACUCCUCUUCAGAUACAUAAAAGAACACAUACUGGAGAGAAGGCCUGUGAAUGUAAUCAGUGUUGUAAAGUCUUUGCACAUCACAGUCAUCGACAAGUACAUAAAAGAACACAUACUGGAGAGAAACGCUAUAAAUGUAAUCAGUGUGGAAAAGCCUUUAAACGUCAUAGUAGUCUCCAAAAACAUAAGAGAAGCCAUACUGGAGAGAAGCCCUAUGAAUGUAAUCAGUGUGGAAAAGCCUUUGCAUGUCACAGUUAUCUCCGAAAACAUGAAAGAACCCAUACUGGAGAGAAGCCCUAUGAAUGUAAUCAGUGUGGAAAAGCCUUUGCACGUCACAGUUAUCUCCGAAAACAUGAAAGAACACAUACUGGAGAGAAGCCCUAUGAAUGUAAUCAGUGUGAAAAAGCCUUUGCAUUUCACAGUAGUCUCCGAAUACAUAAAAGAAGCCAUACUGGAGAGAAGCCCUAUGAAUGUAAUCAGUGUGGAAAAGCCUUUGCAUGUCACAGUUAUCUCCGAAAUCAUGAAAGAUCCCAUACUGGAGAGAAGCCCUAUGAAUGUAAUCAGUGUGGAAAAGCCUUUGCACGUCACAGUUAUCUCCGAAAACAUGAAAGAACACAUACUGGAGAGAAGCCCUAUGAAUGUAAUCAGUGUGGAAAAGCCUUUGCACGACACAGCCAUCUUCAACGUCAUGAAAGAACCCAUACUGGAGAGAAGCCCUAUGAAUGUAAUCAGUGUGGAAAAGCCUUUGCAUGGCUUAGUCAUCUACAAGAACAUAAAAGAACACAUACUGGAGAGAAGCCCUAUGAAUGUAAUCAGUGUGGAAAAGGCUUUGCAUGUCACAGUUAUCUCCGAAAACAUGAAAGAAGCCAUACUGGAGAGAAGCCCUAUGAAUGUAAUCAGUGUGGUAAAGCUUUUGUGUGUCAGAGUCAUCUCCGAAUACAUGAAAGAAGCCAUACUGGAGAGAAGCCCUAUGAAUGUAAUCAGUGUGGUAAAGCUUUUGUGUGUCAGAGUCAUCUCCGAAUACAUGAAAGAAGCCAUACUGGAGAGAAGCUCUAUGAAUGUAAUCAGUGUGGAAAAGCCUUUGCAUGGCACAGUCAUCUCCAAAUACAUGAAAGAAGACAUACUGGAGAGAAGCCCUAUGAAUGUAAUCAGUGUGGAAAAGCCUUUGCAUUUCACAGUCGUCUCCGAAUACAUGAAAGAAGACAUACUGGAGAGAUAUCUAAUGAAUGUAAUUAG